AUGAGGCAUUUAAUAAGUGUGGGAAAGUUUUGGUCCAAGUUCUCUGAAACAGGCAGCAGAAAAGAACAUGUUAAAAUCACAAGCGAGUCCAAACCAGGGUUCCUGGAGAGGCUCAGCGAGACUUCUGGAGGCAUGUUAAUGGGACUUGUGACAUUUCUUCUGUCUUUCUACCUUCUUUUUACCAACGAAGGACGAGCUUUAAGGACAGCCAAAUCUCUUGAUGAGGGACUUUCUCUUGUGAUCCCUUUGGAUAGCAUCCACAGUGUGUCUCAGCAGAAUGAAGGGAGAUUGGUGCACUUAGCUGGUGCUCUGAGUACAUCUAAGCCUUUGUUUGAUCCCAGCUAUGGGCUCUCCAUCCAGGCUGUCAAACUUAAACGUAAAGUGGAAAUGUAUCAAUGGGUAGAAUAUGAAGAUUCCACGGAGUAUGAAGAGAAUGGUGAGAUUAAGAAAGAGACAAAAUAUUCCUACAAUACCGAAUGGAAAUCGGAAGUUGUGAACAGCAGAAACUUUGAUCGAGAAAUUGGACACAAAAACCCUAGUGCCAUGGCUGUGGAGUCUUUCACUGCUGUUUCUCCUAACGUCCAGGUUGGCAGCUUUGUUCUUUCCAAGGGUCUUGUGGAUAAAAUUGAUGACUUCAAGCAGUUGAGCUUGUCAAACCUUGAGGAUCCACAUGCUGAUGUUACCCGAGGAGGAGAUUACUUUUACCACAGUGAGAACCCCAGGCGUCCAGAAGUAGGAGACCUGCGCGUCUCAUUCUUCUAUGCAGGUCUGAGUGGAGAUGACCCCCAUUUGGGCUCUGCUGAUAAGGUGACUGUGAUUGCUCGCCAGCGAGGCGAUCAACUGGUUCCAUAUCAUACCAAGUCUGGAGAUGUCCUGCAGAUUCUAUACCCUGGGGAUCUCUCUGUGGAGGAAGUGUUUCAGAAAGAGCAUGAGAGUAACACCAUGAAGACCUGGGCUCUCCGUGCAGCAGGCUGGCUGGCAAUGUUUGUAGGCAUCAGCCUAAUGACCCGAAUCUUUUACACUUUGGUGGACUGGUUUCCUGUUGUGAGAGAUCUGGUUAACAUUGGAUUAAAAGCAUUUGCCUUCUGCGUAGCCAGUUCGCUGUCGCUCCUGACCAUCUCCAUUGGCUGGCUCUUCUACCGCCCUCUCUGGGCUUUGCUGAUCGGGUUGCUCUCUGUAGUUCCAAUUGUGGUUGCGAAAUCUCGUGUUCCACCAAAGAAGCAGCAGUGAGAAGGAGGUGGCCGGGUUUUAUGCUGAAUCCUGGUUAGAAACCCAGCAGUGUGCAGCAGGAGCUGGGGAGGGGGCUUGAAUGUGGUUGUUGAUACACAUUAUCCAUGAAAACUAUGACUGUAGGGUGCUCUCUGUAGGAAGUCGAUGACCUGGGCUUUGGGGAAAAAAGCAUUUUGGAGUGUCUAUUGAUUAUAAGUUAGUGAACAAGCGGAUUUGUACCUCUUACCACUUACUAAUUCCCCCUGGUUUGAGGACUGGCAAGUCCUUACUGACAGGUGGGGCACCUUGUGUGUUAUGGAGCAAGUGCCAUCUUUAUCACAUGGACCAUGAUUAGAUAUCCUUAGGAACUGUGUGUGUGUACCUCUGACAAACCCUCCCUCUGCUGCCUUUUCUUAUAUGCAGAGUCGUGUCUGCUUCUUUGGUUGAUGUUGGAAGCAUAUGUGUUCCAAAGGAAAAACACAGCUUAGUUGAAUUUCACACGAUACGUAUAUAAAACGUAUGCUUUUGGACUCAGGAUUUUCGAAGUAACUUGAAGUAAUGAGUGGCCAGGUUAGUAGUGCUCUGAGGUAGGGUGGAUUUGUAAGAAAGCCUUGAUUUCCUCCAACUUUUUAAAAGCCUCUGAAGCUGUUCUUGGUUAAGCAUCCAAACUGGUAGUGUGGACUGUACCAUCACAUAAGUAUUCAAAAAUUUAACUUCAAAUUGGACUUAUUUAAGGGGAUGCUCAGAGGUCACUAACCUUUAAAAAUAAAUCCUGCUGCCUUGAAGCAAAAUUAACUUUUAUAAUUGAAUGUAUAUUCUUUAAAAUAUUUGGGUUUUUUUUGCUGUGUAUACUGUUUCUUGAAUUUCACUUGAUAAGGACAAUGAACAUACUCCAUGAAAUUAAAUAAUGAAAACAUUUUUGCUUGAUUAGAUUUCAUAGACUUUAGUAGGCUAAAUUUUGAGCUUUGUAAUGUUAGAGGAAUGCCUUCUUGUAGUGUUGUGAUGGCUCAUGUUAACAGAUUUCUGCUGUAACCAGUACUUGAGAUUAGAGUGUAUCUUGUACUGGUUUUAUAUCUCUCUCCACCUAGAGAGUCUGGCUUCCAGAUGUGCCCUCCCUACAUGACAGUGGGUUUUCUUCUGGUUUUGUACUGAAUUGCAUACACUUACAAUGUCUUCAUUUAUGAAAUCCAGUUACAACCGUCAGGAGAAAUGUGUUCCCCAUACCAAAGGAACUUAACUUGAACAUACAGAGAAGCAAAUGUUUGCUACAGAUGGUACUGAAAUAAGAGAUCUGAGUUAUAAAUCAUUAAUGUUUUGAGAAGGAGUAGUUACUUUAUUAGCCUUAAUUCUUUUAGUAUUUGAAUGUUGUCAAUUCAGUCUCAUGGCUCGGUUCCUCUGGUAAAAGCAGUAGUAGUAAGUAAAGGGUUGCAGGAAGUGCAAGUGGUCUCGUGCACACAGCUGACACGUUAGUGAUGCUGCUCUGCUGCUCACUGACACCAGCUUCUGCUCCAUCAGUUAAGAAUUGCACUCCACUGGGGAGAAAAACAAGGGUUGGACUGCUGUUUCACCAGCGAGGCGGGAAACUAACCAGCAUUACCCUAUUAGAGAUGAAGAUACCAUUUUCUACAGAAGUGCUGAGCUUUUGUAUAUUUAAUAAAAUACAAUUUUCAAAAGGUUGGUCUGUAGGCUUCUUUUUUAUUGCGUUUAAGUAUUGCACGUUUCAUGUCCAGGAAUAGUGUCCAGGUACAUGGAGGAUUAGUUUGUUGCUUCCACAUGGACUAGUUUUCUGUUGUUGGUUGAGAUAAAUGUGCAGUUGGGUUUUGUUUAGCCUGCAAGUAUUUCCCCAUUUUGGGAAGCAAGUUCCCAAGAGCAGCACAGCUGCUACCUGGCCGACAUACUUCUGUGUGAUGAAAGCCCGAUUCCAGCCUACUGCAGUUUUACUCCCCAUUACUCACUACUUAAGUAACUUCCUUCCCUCCAUAAGACUAUUUGAAAAAUACGAUGGUUCAACCUGGCUGGAUACAGCCUCUUGUGGUUUUAAAGAGACUGGGGGGUUACCUAUGCAUUCAACAGCUUAAACUACUUUUGUCUUACAUAUUAGUGUGUGCACAGGAAUGACGCAAAAUAAAGGAGGGCUCCUUUCACAGACAAGAGCUUUGUGUUUCCCAGGCCAGGCACGCUGGUGGAGCCAAGGCUCGCUUUCAUCGCAUGUACACAAACAAGGUUUCUAUAGGAACAGCUGAAGCAGUAUUUCUCUUGCUGCCUUACCAAAACCUGGCAGAACAUGCACCUGAUCUGUCACUCGUCUUCCCUUUCUGCUUUGGUCUCCCUUCAAGUGUAUUUACUCUCUCAUCUCUUGCACGCUUAGGUUAGGCGAGCUGGCUGCCUACACAGCUGAGAAGUAGGAUCC
Molecule: messenger RNA, 3619 nt
Organism: Egretta garzetta (little egret)
Lineage: Eukaryota; Metazoa; Chordata; Aves; Pelecaniformes; Ardeidae
Gene: TMEM43
Product: transmembrane protein 43
Exons: 12
Coding region: 1-1230 (409 amino acids)
Biological process (GO): nuclear membrane organization
Cellular component (GO): nuclear inner membrane
Source: RefSeq, a predicted model, not a curated record